Hydractinia symbiolongicarpus is the source of this 5570-nucleotide messenger RNA. RefSeq names its product BTB/POZ domain-containing protein 7-like. Gene Ontology annotation, biological process: morphogenesis of a branching epithelium. Lineage: Eukaryota; Metazoa; Cnidaria; Hydrozoa; Anthoathecata; Hydractiniidae. Gene Ontology annotation, molecular function: protein binding. Bases 1110 to 3521 code for a protein of 803 amino acids. The transcript is spliced from 7 exons. The record is from RefSeq and is a predicted model, not a curated record.
UUAGUACUCAGUAGAUGGCACCAGAUAGGCUGACUACACUACAUUUAAAUUGCUAAUCACGAAUAGUAUAUGGAGAGUUGACUGGAAUCUUUAGCUCUAAUUGUUGUUGAUAGAUCUAAAAUUAAAAUUGACAAUAGGUAUUUAUAGCCUUGUGUUAAUACGCGAAGCAUCACAUAUACGUCUGAUGAUAAAAACAUGCUGGUAUGUGAGUCCUAUCGUGCAAACCAAUAUAACCCCAAGUAGAUUUCUUUGUAUAAGAUGUUUAAACCCCUAAGCCCUUGCUUAUAUCUGAUUCUAAGAACAUAAGUAUGUACAAGGCAACAGAAAAGUUACUGCAGUCACAACAAUUAACAUGAACGAAAUGUUUAUUUAGCUCCUUCAAAUAUUUUUAUUUUCAUAUGGGUAUUUAUACAAUUCCUUUGAUAAUCGUGCCUUCUGGAAGCAAAAUGACGCUCCAGAAAUCCAUGCAAUGAAAAUAACACAUUGUUUAACAAGAGCGUAGCUAUACGACAAAGCAUAAGUAUGUAACCAGCAAAAUUAAAAGUGAAUGAACAAUUAACAUUUACAUCAACCUUCAAUAGGUUAUUUUAAACAGUUUUAUAUUACUUGUGGGUAAAUUUAAUUGUAAAAAAACUAGCAAUUUUAAUUUAAUUAAUAUGCCGUUUUUCUCGCCAGUGAUUGAAUUAAUAUUUCUUUUUUUAAAUUUUUUCUAAAAAUAAUGUUAUUUUUAUUUAUUACAGAUCCCUGUUAAAAGUUAUAUCAAACGAACUUUAAAAAAAGCUAUAAAAUUAGGGGGUAGCCAAAGCAUAAAAUAUCACAUUUCAUGAACUGAACUUGCGUAUAUCACAGAAGCUGAUCAUUAUUUUUAUUAACUACAAAAAAAUUGCCGGGAAAACAAGAGAAGUAAAAAUCCUUUAAAAUUCUGUUAAAAAAACCCUAAAUACUUCCCUGCUAUGUAGCUUAAAAACUAAAUAAAUCAUAAGAAUACUCUAGUAAAUCCUGUUUUUUUUUAGAUUUUCUAUGCUUAUUUAAAUUUUCAAGAGAUGCUUUAAAGACAAUUUAAAUGGCUCUAUGAAUGACAUUAGAAACACACAGCAAAGAUAGCAAUAAUGGGCCAUUCAUAUUCAACAAGUAAUAUCGGUACAUCUGAAAAAGCGGUCAUAUCAAUAAACGAUCCUUCUAUGACGUCUCCACAUAAAGUUGGAACAUUUUCAAGUAAAACCUCGCACAAUGACAAAAAUAAAUCAGAUUCAGCAUCUAACAACAGGAAAAAGUUAAUAAGAUUAGGAACUAUCAGGAGAAAACUUACACGUUCAUUGCGAACUGUGAAGAACUUAGAUCAUCGUAAGCACAUUCGUGAUUUAUUGCAAACAUGCACAGUGGGUGAGAUCAAGUCUCUCUUGAGAGAAUAUGAUGGUAUAGAAGCAUUAAAAGAACUAACAAGACUCAGCAAUAACGUAAGACAGUAUUCAAAUUCGAUUACACGUGACCUAGAAAUACUUUACGAUAAAGAAUACUGUUGGAACCUUUGUCUUAGAUAUAAAAAUAGGAUUUUUAAAGUUCAUACAGCAAUUCUUUGCUCGCGUUGUGACUUUUUUACCAAAUAUUUACCAAAAGAUGCCAUAUCAGAUAGGAAUAAACCAGUCGAGUUACAUAUACUUGCGAUUGAUUUAAAUGUGGAAGUGUUUUCAUCUUUACUUAAAUAUGUAUAUUGUGGUUACUCCAAUGAUGCAGGUCUACUGAAUGUGCUAUCCAAACUUGGAGAACAAUUUGGAAUGUUAGAUCCUGUUAAAAACGAUAUGAAAGCCUUACUAGAUAAGAAAGACUAUGUUGAUUUGGUUUUGGUUUUCAAAAAUAAAACUACUGUGGAUACUAUUAGUGGCAACGCCUGUCACACAUACGUAGAAAAAGGUGACAGCAGUGUGGACAACAUGUUGGAAUUCCCAUGUCAUGCUUCUGUACUAUGUUCCAGAUCUGCGUUUUUUGAAUCUCUUUUGGUAAAAACAUUUGCUACAUUUAAUAAUAGAAGCAAGCCUUUAAAACUUGUACUCAAUGAACAUGUACUCCCACGUACUUACAUGAAAGUGAUAUUAAAUUGUUUUUAUACCGACACUGUGAUGUUAGAUUCUAUUAUCAAAUGGAAGUUAGCUGAUGAUGGUAGUGGUGAAGCUGAUAGAUUAUUAACCAUAUCUGAACUGGCUAUGGAAUUGUACGAGAUAGGAUGUUUUUUAGAAUUCCCUGUUUUAAAGAAAGGUUGUGAAGAUAUCAUAACUUCGCAGUUAAACGUGUCGUCGUUGCUUAGUGUUUUGGAAUGGAGUUCACAGCCAUUUGGUUCACUUUACGUGCACAGACAAGCCAUGGAAUUUUUUCAAGAUGAGUUUUAUAGCCUGUGCAAAACUUCUGUAUUUCUUGCAAAUAUCCCAAAAAGGUUUUUGCUUCGUGUUAUCAAGAGUGAUUUUCUUCAGGCAAACGAAGAAUUUAUACUUGCUACCGUCAUAAAGUGGGGCGAAUGGCAAGUUGUCAAGUCAAAUGAACAACCUGGCACCAGUCCGGGUAACUCUUUACUAAGAAGAAGUCCAAAACGCCGUGAUGUUAACAACGGAAUAUUGCGGGACACGAUUUCUGAUUUACUACCUUACAUUCGUUUGAAACACAUUUUGCCAGCAAACUCAUCUGUAUUAAAUACUGCAUACCAACGUGGGUUGCUGCAGCGCCCAUUUCCGUUUGAUGUGGUGGCUUCGGAGAAACAAUGCGCCGCUUCUCCAGUAUAUUGGUUGCGUAGUGGUCCAAAAUUGGACUAUCUGAGACCACGCUUGUUUUUACCGUAUGUUUAUGAAGUAAAGUUAGUACUUCACGAACGCCUUUGCACAGCAAGUGAUCAUGAUAUGCAUGCAUCUUCAUACUAUCAUUCCAUGCCAGACAUGUUGCUUCCUUUGCAACGUACGAACAGUGGCCCCAAAACACCUAGCGAUGAAGAGCUGCACAGCGCAGCCAUUAUGUCAUUGCUAGAUUCUAUUCAAAUUGAUCAAACGACAAGACGGAAAAUGAUGCUGCGAGAAAAAGAACUGAAAAUGUCAACCGAAGUUUUGAAAGCAUUAUCUCUUUUACCGGACAGUCGUGAAAUAAGCGAAGAGGUGCAACUUCGUGUGGUACGCGAGUUUGGUUAUCCUGAUGAAAUUGCCAGCAAAAUAUUCCAGCAAGUACCAGAUUUAAUCGAGGAUUCUGAGAAUAGUUCAGAUUCAUCUAAGCAUAGCACUCUCUCAAAGGUUGGACAACUGUUCACGCAAGAAUCAAAUGUCUUGCGGAGUGAUGUUGUUUACGCUACCGACGAAUGCGCAUCUUUGAAAGAAGAUAUUAUUUCAGAUGUUAAAUUCAUUAUGGACAGAACUUAUGAAAACUUACAUGUGGACAAUUCCUCACUGCGCUCUGUAGAGGAUUCUCCUUUAGACUUACCGCUGCGGGAACAGCGAAUUAUGGUUCAAAUUAACAUUGAACUUCCAAAUGUAUUGAUGGAUACGUGAGGCACUGAAAACCCUUAGCAUACUAUUUUUGCGCCUAAUUUUCACGAGUCGGUGAAAUCUUUAUUUUAAAAGCACUCGAAGAUGGCAGAUUUCGCGUGUCUAAAUUUUCGCUGAUAUCGGAAAAUUCUGCUGUUUUAAAUAAAGUACACACAAAAAUAGUAAGCUUAAAUUAUAUUUAAUAUGUUUUAACAUUCACUUAUGGUUACUGUAAAGGAAACAAUUUUUUUUUUUUUUUUGGGGGGGGGGGGUUUGCAAAAGAAAAAAACAUUCUCUUUUGAAUGACAAAUUUUAUAUUCCAUGAAAAUAUCCUUCGCGCCUUCGAGGAUAUGUGCAAAUUGAGUUAAGCAUAUUUUUUGUAAACAUUAUGCAUAAUAUGGAACUAUAUAUAUAUAGAAAUAUAUAUAUAUUAUAUAUGAAACUUAAAAAGGUUUCUUUUUACGGUGCCUAUGGGGACCUCCUUUAGGGAGUCAUUACGAGCACAUUAAAGGAGUCAAAAUAAGUGCUCAGAUGACUCCUUUUAAGUUGUCAUGAUUAAUGACUCCUUCUUGUUACUCAUUUCAACAUAUAUUCAAAACGACUCCUUUACAGGAGUCAAUUUUUCUGACUCUUUUUAUGUACUCCUCACAGGCACCCCGUCAAUGAAUCCGUAAAGGGUUUCAAUGCUUAAUAAUAGUUCCCGUUACGCGUUCAUCGCGCAGAAAAAAACAUCAGAUAUAACAUUGGCGUUUUUAUUGCUUUGUUAAUUCAGGCAAAAAAAUGUACAUAAAUUUAUUAAUAUAUUGGGAACAUAAAAAUAUUAAUUAUUAUCAAUAACGAAAAAUAAAUAUUAGGAACGAAAAAUAUUAAUUAUUAUCAAGAACUAAAAAUAUUAAUUAUCAAUAACGAAAAAUAAAUACUAGGACCGAAAAAUAUUCAAAUUGUAUUACACGUGCAUGGACAAACACUAACUCAAAGAACCUAAAUUCGCACAAGCAAAUUUCAAUUACAAAGCCAACACUGAAGAUUUCAGGAAGAACGUUUUUGGGUGACAAUUUUUAGAAAUGUUUUUCGGGAAUUUAUAACAUACAUAUACAAGUAAAAAUACUUAACACAUAAGUAAAACAGUUACUACAAUCUUAAAAAUAUGCUACAUAAAUAUUUUUUUUCUUUUUUCCUGUGAAUUUUUUUGAAAAGCAGCAUAGAGGAAUCUCCCCACUAUUAAAAAUCUAGGGCAGUUCUUAAGAUAUCAAAUUUCAAAAACUUGCAUGAGCACAUAGGAAAUUGACAUGUUUUUCACAGGUGUAAAUAUUUUUUUAUAAUAUAUUAAAGAUAAAAAUAGGACUACGCAACGUUUUUGUAUACAUUAAUUUAAGAAUAAUUUCAGAGUAAAACUUUUCAAGCAGGUUUUUGUGUGGUAUGUAUAUAAAACGUAAAAGUAGGAUGUCAUACUCAUUGCUUUUUUGCUGAGAUGUUGAAGGACAGAGAUCAAUAGAACGUUUACAUGUGCACCAAUGUCUAUUUUAUACGUAACCAUUGUAUCAUUGGUUGAGAGAUCGAUUAGCCAGUCUGGAUGGUCUCAUGCAGUUGGAUCGGACAUUUCGUUGAUGUCGUUCGCUUUCGGAGGUUGGUUCAAGUUCGAUUGAUCUCAGAAAGAAUUCAUUGUCUGAACUGUCUGAGUCUGAAUUAGAUUGAUGUUCCUGUUCAACCGAGCCAACUAGUUUUGAUGGACGUUGUGAAUAUCUCUUUGGUUUAUUAUUACGUGGAGAUAAGUUUUGAUUAGAUUUUUGACAUUAUUUAGAAAAGUGUCCUUUACUUUCACAGGUAUUGCAUAUUUUGCCGUAUGCUGGGCAUGAACUACGAGGAUGACUUCCAGCACAGAAUUUGCAUUUCAUGAUUUCUUUGCUUUUUUGAUGAUGGAUCAUCUGCUUGAUAUCAGAAUUAGCAGUUGAUGACGAUGGAGUUGAGUCAGGUUUGUUGUGAGAAUAGACUUUGCAACUUUGAGACCUCACUAGCUCUGCAGUUGGAUAGUACUUUUUCGAAUGUGAUGUCGUUUUCGCAGAGUAGGCGUUC